Molecule: messenger RNA, 1875 nt
Organism: Fusarium proliferatum ET1
Lineage: Eukaryota; Fungi; Ascomycota; Sordariomycetes; Hypocreales; Nectriaceae
Exons: 2
Coding region: 1-1875 (624 amino acids)
Biological process (GO): positive regulation of transcription by RNA polymerase II
Cellular component (GO): nucleus
Molecular function (GO): DNA-binding transcription factor activity; transcription cis-regulatory region binding
Source: RefSeq, a predicted model, not a curated record
AUGAAUUGUUCUGGACCCAUUAUCCGCCUGAGAUGGUCGCAAAAACACCAAGCACGUCCUGAUAAUAGAAUCCAAAAGCGAACAACACAUACGAGACAGAAUCUACAGCCUUCGACAGCCAGGCACUCUACCAUUACAGAUCAGCCGGAAGCUACCUUCCUGGAUUCAAAUUUCCCUUCGUUAUUUAAUACUACUGCUGUGGAUGGAAAUCAUGUCCUUUCUCCCACCCACGGUGGCGACGGCUGGAUCGAUGAAGUGUUUGGAGACAUGAUGCCGGAGCUCGUGUCAUUUGGUCUCAUACCGAAUGCGAGCACGACAUUAGUCCAAACGCCAGAACUGCUGCAGAUGGCAGAUGAUUUCGGCGCAACAACUGAGACUGCGGGGAUGAGCCCAAAGGCGCCACCACAGCAAGAGUGCGAGGUUUCAGCAUCGCCCGUCGCCUUAUUACCGAUUGAUACGAAUCGACCGCAGACCGUCUCAUCUCUACCAGUACAGGUCACGGAGACACCGCAACCUUACACUUCAACAGUUGUCGAUCGACCCAUAAACGAUUACAGUACCAUUCUCGUGGAGUACUACUUCAAAGACACAGCCGCUAUACUCGCCCUAUACGACAGCGAGAUGAACCCAUUCAGAUCAACAGUCUCUCGCAUAUGGACAUCCUCGGAGCUGAUGUACUGUACACUUCAAAGCAUGGCUGCGUCUUUUCUCUCAAAUGUCUAUCCUCAGUUGCUGAAUACCGGACUUUACUUUCGACAAAAGGCUAUCCGUCUUCUUAAUGACCUUGAUGACUCUGCGAUCCAUGAACAGGCGCUUAUUGCGUUGUUCAUGAUUGGUGGAACAGCUAGUUGGUUCGAUGUUAACGAUACUGGUUCCGAGUACUUCCCCCGGCUUAAGAAAUAUGUACAGAGUCUCAAGACUUCGGGGCGUAUGUCACCGACAGGACAUAGUCAAGCAUUUUUUGAGAAUACCCUGGCUUGCUGGGAAAUGUUCCUGGCCUUUGUGGUCGAUAGCGAUGAGACUGAUGUUUUUGAUUUACCGCAUCUACCGCUGUUACCGGCAGAUCCUCAACCAGGACCUGGAUCAAUAUUCCCCGUGGUCCAGAUCCCCCAUCCUGUAACUGGAGUUGCUCAUGAGAUCCAUACUACUCUCGCAAGAGUCGGUCGCUUGGUCAGAAGAAACCGCCGUCGCGCCAUGUCCAAGCAAUUCCUCACACGCGAAUUUAUCUUGGAGGCACAUCGCGAGGUUGACGAAGCAGCGAAAUUAGAGAUGUUUCUCACCAACCUACAAGUUCCGUUAGAGUCCGCUAUAGUGCAGACGGGAGACUCACGAACACCGACAUGGCAUCUCACAGCUCUAGCAGAAGUUUAUCGCUUUGUUGGCCUUCUUCAGCUGUACCAUGUCUUCCCCGAUACUCUUGUAUCGAGGAUGAACCUACAGAACUCGAAUGCAGGGGCUGAAGUAUCUGCACACGAAGCGGAGGAGCGGCUAAGACAAUUCACUCUCAAGGCCGUCGAAAUCCUGCGCUCCAUACCAGCUGAAUCUGGGACCAAGGACUUUCAUCCUUUUCUGAUCGUCGCAGUCUGCAGUGGACUCACGAUUCCCGUUGUUGAUGUGUCAGUUUCUCCACAGAGCCUGGCGGGCUUGGGGAAUUCGUUAGCUCUAGUGGCGGCUGAUGUGCAUCGGGCGCGAGGAUUCUUGAGGGGCCGACUCCAGCUGCUUUUGCACUCUCUCCCCAAGAACCCGAUUCAGCGAUGCAUUGACAUUGUUGAAGCGACUUGGGCCGAGACAGAUAAUCGGCAUGGGAGUGUAGGACGACCUGCGUACUGGAUGGAUGUGAUGAUGCAGAAUAACUGGGAGACUUUUAUGGCGUGA